AUGACAACCCGCAAGCGGAACGAGUUCCUCGAUAUUGUCUCCAGCGACGAAGAAGGUAACGACGCCGGAUACGACUCGGAAGCCGCCGAGGAGAGUAAAGGCCGCACCGUGAAACGGAGAAAGACAAAAACGCGCAAUGCGGAUCUAGAGAGCGGAUCUGGCGAGGAAGAAUCCGAUGUGUCGGAGGGGGAGGAAUCAAGCGAUGCGGAGGCCGGGGGUGUAGGCCUGUCCAAGAAGGAGAAAGAGGAACCGCAGGAUGAGGACGAAACAGACGAUAAUGAUGAUGAUGAAUACAAUGAAGAGGAUCAUUACCUUGACGUGAGCGCCGAAGCCGAAAAAACGAAAAAGGGCCAGGAAUCCACCGACAAACUCAAGCUCAAGCCGAGUAAGAAAAACAAAACGGGCGUUGUCUAUUUCUCCACUCUGCCGCCGUACAUGAAGCCAUUUGCCCUCAAAUCGCUUAUUGAGGCGCGUGGGUUUGGUCCGAUCACAAAAGUGUUCUUGUCGCCUGAGGUGCGGGCACCGUCGGCGCCGCGGCGGCGAUCGAAUAAGCGGAAGUCGUACUCAGAUGGGUGGGUGGAGUUUGCGUCGAAGAAGAUCGCCAAGAUUUGUGCCGAGUCAUUAAAUGCAUCCAUCGUGGGUGGCCGGAAGGGCUCAUGGUAUCAUGACGACAUAUUGAAUCUUAAGUACUUGAAGGGAUUCAAGUGGUCCGAUUUACAGGAAACAGUUCAGCGCGAGAGAUCGGAGAGGGAAGCGAAGCGGCGGAUUGAAGAUGCCAGGGCGAGAAAGGAGGAGAAGGUGUUCUUGCAGGGCUAUGAGAAAGGGAAGAUGCUCAAUGGGAUCCAGAAGAAGAACGAGGCAAAGCGCAAGCGGAAGAUGCAAGCUGGAGGCGAGGACGGAAAGAAAGAGGAGGCCAUCAAUGCACGGAGAUUGUUCAAGCAAAAUGAGGUCAGACACGGACGUGAUAAAGUCCCAGAUGAUCAAGGUGAUUUGGAGGAAAAUGCCAGGAGGGUUCUGGCAAAGAUUUUCUAA
Messenger RNA from Aspergillus puulaauensis, 1032 nucleotides. RefSeq names its product RNA-binding ATPase activator ESF2 (gene ESF2). The record is from RefSeq and is a predicted model, not a curated record. Gene Ontology annotation, biological process: endonucleolytic cleavage to generate mature 5'-end of SSU-rRNA from (SSU-rRNA, 5.8S rRNA, LSU-rRNA); endonucleolytic cleavage in 5'-ETS of tricistronic rRNA transcript (SSU-rRNA, 5.8S rRNA, LSU-rRNA); small-subunit processome assembly. Gene Ontology annotation, cellular component: nucleolus. Bases 1 to 1032 code for a protein of 343 amino acids. Gene Ontology annotation, molecular function: RNA binding. The transcript has a single exon. Lineage: Eukaryota; Fungi; Ascomycota; Eurotiomycetes; Eurotiales; Aspergillaceae.